Sus scrofa (pig) is the source of this 8726-nucleotide messenger RNA. RefSeq names its product dual specificity tyrosine phosphorylation regulated kinase 2 (gene DYRK2). Lineage: Eukaryota; Metazoa; Chordata; Mammalia; Artiodactyla; Suidae. The record is from RefSeq and is a predicted model, not a curated record. Gene Ontology annotation, molecular function: protein serine/threonine kinase activity; ATP binding; protein serine/threonine/tyrosine kinase activity. Gene Ontology annotation, cellular component: cytoplasm; cytoskeleton; nucleus. Gene Ontology annotation, biological process: peptidyl-threonine phosphorylation; peptidyl-serine phosphorylation.
CCUGGCGAGUGUGCGCGGGGGCGCGCGUGCGCGGCCCGGGAGGAGGCUCCCGAGCGAGUCGGCCGAGGCGGCGCAGCCCGCUCCCCCGCGCCCUAUGUGAGGGAAUCGGGGAGGCCCGCGGCGCGCCGGGGAGGGCGAGGCAUGUGCACGGGCCGGGGGGUGCUGCGGCCGCCCGAGGAAGAGGAGGACGGCGGCGGCGGCGAGGAGAGUGGAGGGCUCGCGGCGGCGGGCCCGGGCGGAGGGGAUGCAGUGGACUGUGUGUGUCUGGCUGUAGCUGACGCGAGGCGGCGAGGAGGCGCCGGAGAUCUGCGAGAAGGGCGACCGGGAGGCGGCGGCGGUGGCGGCCGCGAGAAGUAGCAGCAGGACGGGCGGCGGCGGAGACGGCAGCCCUGAGAUGCAUUUUCCUCUCCAGCGGCCAUGUUAACCAGGAAACCUUCGGCCGCCGCUCCCGCCGCCUACCCGACCGGCCGAGGAGGGGACAGCGCCGUUCGUCAGCUUCAGGCUUCCCCGGGGCUCGGUGCAGGGGCCCCCCGGAGCGGAGUGGGGACCGGCCCGCCCUCCCCCAUCGCCCUGCCGCCUCUCCGGGCCAGCAACGCUGCCGCCGCAGCCCACACGAUUGGCGGCAGUAAGCACACAAUGAAUGAUCACCUACACGUCGGCAGCCACAGCCACGGACAGAUCCAGGUUCAGCAGCUGUUUGAGGAUAACAGCAACAAGCGGACAGUGCUCACGACACAACCAAAUGGGCUUACAACAGUGGGCAAAACGGGGUUGCCCGUGGUGCCGGAGCGGCAGCUGGAGAGCAUCCACAGACGGCAGGGGAGCUCCACCUCUCUGAAGUCUCUGGAAGGCAUGGGGAAGGUGAAAGCCACUCCCAUGACACCCGAGCAAGCAAUGAAGCAAUACAUGCAAAAACUAACCAGCUUUGAACACCAUGAGAUUUUCAGCUACCCUGAGAUAUAUUUCUUGGGUCCAAAUGCAAAGAAGCGCCAGGGCAUGACAGGCGGGCCCAACAACGGUGGCUACGAUGAUGACCAGGGAUCCUACGUGCAGGUGCCCCACGAUCACGUGGCCUACAGGUACGAGGUCCUCAAGGUCAUUGGGAAGGGGAGCUUCGGGCAGGUGGUCAAGGCCUACGACCACAAAGUCCACCAGCACGUGGCUCUGAAGAUGGUGCGGAACGAGAAGCGCUUCCACCGGCAGGCGGCCGAGGAGAUCCGCAUCCUGGAGCACCUGCGCAAGCAGGACAAGGACAACACCAUGAACGUCAUCCACAUGCUGGAGAACUUCACCUUCCGCAACCACAUCUGCAUGACGUUCGAGCUGCUGAGCAUGAACCUCUACGAGCUCAUCAAGAAGAACAAGUUCCAGGGCUUCAGCCUGCCUUUGGUUCGCAAGUUUGCCCACUCCAUCCUGCAGUGCCUGGACGCUCUGCACAAAAACAGGAUCAUUCACUGUGACCUGAAGCCUGAGAACAUUUUAUUGAAGCAGCAGGGUAGAAGUGGGAUUAAAGUGAUUGAUUUCGGCUCCAGUUGUUACGAGCAUCAGCGGGUCUACACAUACAUCCAGUCCCGUUUUUACCGGGCCCCGGAAGUGAUCCUGGGCGCCAGGUACGGCAUGCCCAUUGACAUGUGGAGCCUGGGCUGCAUCCUCGCGGAGCUCCUCACUGGUUACCCCCUCUUGCCUGGGGAGGACGAAGGGGACCAGCUAGCCUGUAUGAUUGAACUGCUGGGCAUGCCCUCCCAGAAACUGCUGGAUGCCUCCAAACGAGCCAAAAAUUUUGUGAGCUCCAAGGGUUAUCCCCGUUACUGCACUGUCACGACUCUCUCGGACGGCUCCGUGGUUCUCAACGGAGGCCGUUCCCGGAGGGGGAAACUGCGGGGCCCACCAGAGAGCAGAGAGUGGGGGAAUGCACUGAAGGGGUGUGACGACCCCCUUUUCCUUGACUUCUUAAAACAGUGUUUAGAGUGGGAUCCUGCGGUUCGCAUGACCCCUGGCCAGGCUUUGCGGCACCCUUGGCUGAGGAGGCGGCUGCCAAAGCCUCCGACGGGGGAGAAGACGUCAGUGAAAAGGAUCACCGAGAGCACUGGUGCUAUCACAUCCAUUUCCAAGUUACCUCCACCUUCCAGCUCAGCUUCCAAACUGAGGACUAAUUUGGCACAGAUGACAGAUGCCAACGGGAAUAUUCAGCAGAGGACAGUGUUGCCAAAACUUGUUAGCUGAGCUGAGUCCCGUCCCCCCCACCCCCGCCCAUUGCUGGUAAUUCUGAAAGAUACGACAUUGCUGAGCCUUACUGGGUUGAAAAGGAGUAGCUCAGACCUGUUUUUAUUUGCUCAAUAACUCGACUCAUUUGUAUCUUUUCAGCACUUAUUUUAAUGUAAGAAAGAUGUUUGUUUUGUUUUUAUAAAAUACAUGGGGACAAUGCUUUAAGUUUUUAUACUUUCUGGAGCUGUUUUUGUGUUCUAAAAGUACGAUGAGCCUUACUGUAUUUAGUGUGGCAGAGUAAUAAACAUCAGUGGCAGGCCAUUGAUUAUGUCAUGACUGCCGCGCAUCCGCAGAUUGGUGUCAAAGACAUUCACUAUGUUUUCAUGGUUCAUAGUCUCUUCUCCCCAGGGUGAUUGCUUCCAGAGUCGUCCCCCCCAUCCACACUCCAGGUUCAUGCACAGGUGUAGCCUGUCCUGCUUCCAUUCUCCCCAAGUCGCCCUGGUGGGAGUGAUGGUGGGAGGGGAAUGGUCAGGACAAAAAUGAUAUUCUAAGAAAAACUGCACCUUAAGAGGUUUCCCCCACCCCACCCCCUCAACUAGUGCUCAAAGACAAAAACAUAAAAUCCCCAAAGUUGAAAUGCCCAGUUAGCAUUCAGCCCUUCUAAAGGCCGGCCAGGCCUACCCAGUGGAAAAAUGGAAAUGUGUGUUCCUCUAAAUUCUCUAAUGUGACCAGUGAGCUCUUUUGCAAAGAAGCCUUGUUUAACAGAAUUGGUUGUGCACCUAAAUUUAGAAAUGCAUUUCACGAACUGUUCCUCCCUUCUCUUUGCUUUUCUUCCUGCUGUUCCUCUUCACCCCACAUCUGUUGCUUGCAUUUAAGUUUUUUUCUUCCUUUCAAUAUACAUCCCAGACUGUUAAUACAGAAGAAAGACAUUUCAGCUGAGAUUAUGACCAUCGUUGUAUAUUCGAAUUUCCGAAAGGACAGCCUAGCUGCUUAAGAUGGGGAUUUCCAUAGUUCCAAAGAGGUUUAGCAGAUUAGAGUGAGUUUACAUUUUUUCAGGUGCCACCGUAAGGUUCUCUUAGCCUGGGAAAGCAUCAACUCUUUAAAAGAAAAAGAGGGUUGAAGAUCCUCUUCAUGGACAGAAAUCACUGUGCUUGUUCAGCAAAGCUGAUUUUAACAAAUUCACAGGAGGAAGAGUUGAGUCUCAAGUUAAAUGAUUUGACUUAUUCUUUGCAUCAUUAGAAGAACCACAGAAGUUGCAUUCCUCUGUUUUAUUUUACUUUCAUUUGGAUUGCACUGAUUGUUUUUGUGGGAAUGACACUUUACCUGGAAAAGUAACUGCGAGUGAGGUAAAAGAAUAGUUUCUCCUCCGAAUACUAUAUUCUUUUCACAGUGAAAAUUUCAGUAUUUUAUCACUAAUGUAUGAGCAGUGAUAUAUAUCAAUUUCAAGGCACGUGGAAAAAAUUUUUUUAGUGUGUGCAAUUUAAUAUAGAAAGAUUUUGCCUGUUUGGACAAUAGGUUUGGGGUAGUAUAAAUUAGGAUCAAUUACUCUUUUAUAUGCACAGAUAUUAUUGUAUUGCCUGUAAAUUGAUUUACAAGUACUUAAAGCAUGGUCCCCAGUGAGGCCAAGAAAGUUUCCGGUUAAGUUCUUUUAAUAUUAAUCCUACAGUUUCUCUUACUUUGAAAAAAAAAAGUCAAAAAGUAGCUUUGAGCAAAAGACUUGACUUAUCUUGAGGUUUUGUCAGUUGAUGGUGGAGAAAAAUGCUCAGGAAAUAUUACAGAUAUUUGCCAAAAAACACAGUAAUAAGAUUAGCUUAUUAAUAAGAUAGUGAUGUUGGUAUUUGCUUUACUAUUUAAGGGCGUCACCGAUAAAUUAAUUUAUACUUGUAGAAAUUAUAGCUUCUUUCCCCAAAUUCUUUAGCCUGUUGUACACAUUUCUGUGUAAUUUGUGGAAGUGCAAUAAUACAUUAGUAAGUUGCAUUUUAAAUGAUGCUCAUGUGAUGAUGCUCCCAAUCAGUGGCUUAUAGAGCUUAAAGAUUGUGUAUUAACUAUUCCAAUUUUGGCUUAAAGGCAUAAGAAGCGUAAGACUUGGUGUGGUGGCUUUGUAAAACCACAAGCCUCUUUAAUGAGGGUUCGUGUCUUUAAGUCGUUAAAAUAUAAGCAAAAACAGAAAGGCUGUUUUCCCCUUGCAAUGCUCCUCUUCCGUAUGUACUCUCAAGAUUUUCACUUUUGGGUUUUAAGUAUGUGAACCUGAGCCUACCAUUAAUAUGAAUUUCCCUAUAAAAUGAUUAUACAUGUGAAAAUUUAUAAAUGGACUAAUACUGCUUGUCUCCUCUCCCACCACAUAAAACUGGUUCUUUAGAUGCCAACAGUGCAUUUGUGACUGUCUUUAUUCACAAAUGUAACCGGAAACUUUUAAGCCAAACUAUACUGUGUAAGCGCUACGGGGCUUCCCCUGACACCGCACCCCCUAAAUACAGUAACAUUUACCUUAUUCACCAGAGCCACCAUGUUCAGUGUUUAGUACUAGAGCUGCUUUUUAAAAAAUGCUAGCUUCAUUAUAAUGUCAAAAAAAAAAAAUACUGCAUCGUGAUUUUCAAACAAACGAAUGAAGGGCUCUGAUAGGCUACUCGGAGUUGACUUGGAAACCAUCCUUGGUCUCACAGGUUACCAUUGUCUAGGGAUGUCUGAGCCGUUUUCAGAUUUAGGAAUAGCACAGUGUCGUCUUGUCUUUGGUCGCGGUCUCAUCUGGCUCCGUUUCUUGCACCCCCAGAGCGUGCAUUACCACUUCAGUGUAUUGCCACAAGAGUGAAACCACAGUGAUGCAAGGCAGUGUAGACGAACAGUAGAGGAGAAAUUGUGCCCUUAGUGUUGACAAUGUGCCUUUUGUUCUGAACGCCAUGUUGUAGGGCUUGCAUUUUUUGACCUCUUUAACUCUUUGAAUACUAGACAGUAAGGCCGGAACCCACCUCUGCAAAGAUCCAUCUAUCUGUCUUAAACAUCCAGUUACUCACAGGCCUUAAUAGAAACCAUAAGGCGUGAAUCAUCGUCAGGCACGGAGAAAGGUAACCACUGGUUAGUUACACAGGGACUUCUUAGGUGUAAGGGGUUAAAGAUGGUCUCUGUUGUAUCUUAACAUCAGACUGAUUUUUUAAAUGAUAUAUUUUUUGUUGUUGUUGUUAGGCGAAUGACACUAGACAAAAAUCAACUGUAUUUGUAAAAAUUUACCUCAGACCAUUUAAUUUUAUAGUGUGAUUAAUCCCAGGGCAUUUGGUAUGAACCAAAGUGCAUUCCUUUUCUAUGUGCCUGGCUCUAGUAAGGAUGGCCAGGGAUUUUUACUAUUUGGGUGCAAGGCACUUAAGCCACUUUUAAACUUAAUGGGUGGUUUGGAGUCAUGUGGAAGGACUCCAUCAGAAUGUUAGGAGACACUUUAGGCAUCAGUAGCAUUGGGCCAUAUUGGAAUCUUCAAAGUGUGAAUUAUUUUGAAGAGCAUUCAUUUUUGUAAUUUUUUUCAUCAAGAAUAUUCUGGUAAGCAGAAGACUUUUUAAAAAAAAACAAUUGAUUGGUUGGUACAGGUUUUAAUAUUGCCCAACAUAAUGCUGUGGUAGCAUUAAAAAAAAAAAAGUAUUUGUGAACUCUUUGUUUCUUAGGGGCUUGUACAUCUCUCUGCUAUGGACAUAGAUUAAAAUUGUAAUUAUACUCAGCUCAACUGCUACAGUUAUGUCUAGGCAGUGGCUUGGGUUUUUAUCGAGCAACAACUUAGACACGUGACUGUAAUAUGCUGCAACUGUGUGUACUGAAAAUAUGUGAAAAUGGUUGAAUGUGGACUGUGUAUAUAUGUAUGUAAAAAUUUCUGUGAGAUGCUGCUGUCGCCACUUAACAUGAAAUAAUGUUCUAGUGGAUUUUAAUCCCAGUGGCCAGUUCUAUGAUACUGUAUGUAUUGUACAGCUGAUGACAGGAGUAAGACUGUUCAGUGAAUAUUUGUUAAAUUUUAUUGUCGUGGCCAGAGAUAAUUUCAGAAUAAAAUUUUAAUGUCCUACCUUACUUUUCUCCCCUUUUCUAACUAUAAUUUUACUCCUGAUCUAUUUCUGGUAUUACUCUUGGUCUGGUAGCCUGGAGAGAGUUUAGCAUACAAGUAUUUUUCAGCAAUCACUGAUUUUUUUUUUUUAAUUUGUACCAUAUAAAUGUACCAAUUCCAAGUAAGACAAGUUUUACUUGGUAACUCUUGCUUUUCUCAUAUUCUGUUCUUUUACUUUUAGUAUUUCAGUGUUAAUUUUCCUUUAUAGAGCCCCUGCUAUGUUCUCUGUCAUGUAGAUCUAGUAUCUUGCUAGAAAUUGGGGAGGGGGAGGGUUGUUUUUUUUGUUUGUUUGUUUUUUAACUUUCAGGUUGCUAGUUAAGUUGUGGGGGAGCAGAGUCUAAAUUAUCCCCUCCCUGCCCCCCAGCCUUCAUUCUUUUCUGGUACACAAGAUCUGGUAAAUUAUUCUCAUGUGCUUUUCCUGACUCCCCCAUAUGCUUUUUAAUGGUUAUGCUUUUGCCAUUGUACUUGGUGGGCUCUUUGGUUCACAUUUUUGGGAGUUUUAACGGAUCCUUUUGUCAUGACUGGAUCAGAAAAUAAGGCCUGUGAACUGCAACUGGCUCAUGAUUUGUCAAGUUCAGUUAAUACCAAGCUAAGAGUUUACUCACAGAUGACAGCGAGCAGAUGCUCUGGUAAUUUGUCAGACAUUGCAGGGGUAUUAUGUAGACAAAUAUUUCCCUCUUGUGGAAAGAACUACCUCACAUUUUUAUUUACACCCCUCCUGCCACUAACAGCCAAAGAAUUACUUAGUGUGGCUUCCUGCAGCAGAAGUGGGAUUUGCUAAAACAAGGGCAUACCGCCGGAGUUCCCAAUCCCGGACUUGGUCUCAUCAUAGCCUAGGCUAGAGACUAACACAGUUGCUUCUCAGAGUUCUUACCCAGUGAAAAUAUAGCAACCGAGAAACCCCAUCUAUUUAGGUUUAAAUUUUUAAGAGAUGUGCAUUAUGAAUAAAAAUGAAAGUUGAUGCUAAAGCAGCAAUUUAAAUUUAAAAUAGAUUGUUCAGCUCUGGCUUAGAACAGAUUACAGCUCCCAGUCAUUCUCUUACCACCAGAUCUUUUCAAAAUUCUUUCUUAAAUUGAUAGCUGCUCUAUUCUAUUUGCGUUUCUAUAACUUUUUCCCUUUUGGAAAGGCACCAGGCAGUUGCCUUCAAACUAGCACCGGAGGAUGGUCCUAGCUAGCACUGGCAGUGGUCUUUUAGAGAAAGGGAAAUUAGUUUGAUUAGUUUUUGCUUUGGUAAGAGAGCAUUGAGAUUGGAGGAAAGGGUAUUUGUGACUGUGUUUCAUUGUUUUUAAAAAGUUUGAAUUACACUGUGUUUCCUUUGGGCCAUUAAGCAAAUAAACAGUUGUCAUUAGAGAUACUGAACACCAUCCAAAGAUGAAAAAUGACUUGUCUUUGUGUUACAUGUACAGAAGAAAAUUACCUCUUGCAAAGGAUUUGGUUGAUUCGGUUUGAUUUUGACUUAGCAUUUUGCUGUGGUCACAUCUUUAAUAUCUGUGCUACAUCUCAUAUAUAUGGGAGGAGGGGACAUAACUGCUGUUCCUUUGCUUCUUAAGGACGUUUAAUGAGCAAACUAAUGAAUUAAUAUUCAUUCCUCCAAGGAAAGUUUUCAUUUCAGGAGUAUUAACUAGUCAUCUAUAAUAAGGAGCAGCAGGCUAUGUAAUACCUCACAUGUGUUCCACAGCCUUGCUCCUUAAGAAAAAAGCCUCCCAGAUCUCAGUGUUGUAUGAACAUCAGUUCAGCCUUAUACAUCCCUGUGAGGUAUAAUUACCCUCAUUUCACAUUCGGGGCAACUGAAGUGACUCGCUCCAAAGUGACUUUGCAAAAACUGCUUGGGCCUCGGGUUGUGAUCCGAUAAAGAACUUUGGUCUUAGGCAGUAAAGGAAAAUCCCUAAUUGUGCAUCACAACCAAAGAUUUAGAAAGGGGAGAAAAUUUGAGCUAGCAGUGGACAUUUCUAUUUGAAUUAAUUCGUAUCAGUUUCCAGGAUUUUUUUUUUUUUUUAAGGUGAGAAACUAUGAGACCAAAACACACACACAUAAAAAAAAAAAAAAAAAACUGAGGACUGGAGCAUCUUAGUCUCUUUAGCUGCAUCUAAUAACUAGAAUGCAUUGUGUACAUGCCCCUCAGUUAAUUUAAGAAAGAAGGACGUCUCAUAUUGCCAUAUGUGGAGAGAUUAAGAAUGGUAGCUUUAGUCUUUAUUUUUUGUUCUGGAAACGUGCUUUUUACAUUUGAAUGUAUAAAAAUAUUUUUUGACUCUUCUCAGGGAUCAAAAUUUAAAUUUUACUGACUGUAGCGGAAGGUAAAUCUCUUAAACUUACUCAGGUUUCCUCUCUUUUUGCCUCCAUAUUUAAGAAAACAUAGAAUGCCUGCCAGGGAAAUAUUUAAAAAUCAGCAUUCCAAAUACAAUUUAAUAAUACCAAAUUGUAAAUAAACCAAUUUUACAAACAAAAA